Molecule: messenger RNA, 1065 nt
Organism: Cyphellophora attinorum
Lineage: Eukaryota; Fungi; Ascomycota; Eurotiomycetes; Chaetothyriales; Cyphellophoraceae
Exons: 1
Coding region: 1-1065 (354 amino acids)
Source: RefSeq, a predicted model, not a curated record
AUGGUUCUUAUCACCGCCUCGACAGUGUCUGCGGUGCUCUCAGCGGGCAUCAUCGUAGCUUUCACCUUCCUGCUCUUCCUGGCUGGCUAUGUUCUACAGCAGCAGUCAGUCAACUCCCUUCGUGAAGCGAUCCGGCAGCCGCCACCAAAGCCACCGAAACCAGUGCUCCCGGACAAGUUCAGAGAACGAGACCAUGAUGAACAGCUAGCAGCGCUUGCAGACGGAAAUGAAACAGAAAUCAACGAGCAGAUCGCUCAAUUCUUAGGGCAGGAUGCAUCGUCCGACCCAGUGAAUACCGUCACGGUGGACAUAGGAGACGGGAAAUCGGCGUCGCAGGAUACACUAGCCUACAUCCUCGCUCUCACGCGACCUUCAGACCUCUGUUCUGCCGCUCUCUUCGCACGAUCUCUGUCACUCACGCCCGACUCGUCUGAUCGGCUCGUCCUCCUGUAUCCAUCAACCUGGGAGAGCUCAGUCACCGACCUACAUAUGUCUGCGCUGACAUUCAUGCGCGACCUCCACGACACACACCCCAUCAUCUUUCACCCGGUCGAGUUCGUCAAGGGUUGGGAGACUGCCACAACUCACGCACACCUGUUGGGCGAACUACAGCGGACGCCGUGGGACUUCAGUCGGAUGUUGUAUCUGAAGACGCCAGGGAUGAUCAUGGACGCGGAUGCAGUAACAGAGGCUUUGAGGACAAGUAGUGCCAAGAAGAUGUGGACGCCAAUGACAAGCGCGGUGGGGGAGGACCCAGAGGUACUGAUGUGGGAGAAGAGAAGGGGCUUGUUGAUGCCAAGGGGCGAAAUGAGAGGACUCGUGGGUCGCCAUGGCAGUGAGGGGACUUUGCCAUCAGAGCAUUCUGCGAUGACCGUUCAAGAAGAGGACGAGAAGGCCGCGCCCGUGAACGGGUCGUACCAGAAGCCAUACGUGGUGUUUGGGCAUGGCGAAAAGGGCGAAGAAGGCGAUCUGCACUCACAGUUCGAGAUUGGACUGAAUUCUGUUUGCGCUGGACGAGGGCUGUUGCUGGAUCAGGAUGAUCGAGUAGAGCUUAGACGCUCAUGA